Messenger RNA from Malus domestica (apple), 1347 nucleotides. The record is from RefSeq and is a predicted model, not a curated record. NCBI's taxonomy places the organism in Eukaryota, Viridiplantae, Streptophyta, Magnoliopsida, Rosales, Rosaceae.
UGUUUGGAUAAAAUUGACCAUUGAACUCGUAAAUCUUGUUGAAACUGCAGUUAAGGAGGGUUUUCGGUACCAUCAUGCUGAGCCGCACUACCUCAUGCUUGUUUAUUGGAUUCCUGAAAUUAAUGAUACUCUACCUGCAAAUGCAUCACACCGACUAGGUGUUGGUGCUAUUGUUUUGAAUGAUAAAAAAGAGAUGCUUGUAGUCCAGGAAAAGAGUGGCAGGUUCCAAGGAGCGGGGGUGUGGAAAAUCCCAACUGGAGUCGUUGACGAGGGUGAAAAUAUAUUUGUAGCUGUCGUAAGAGAAGUUAAAGAAGAAACAGGAAUCGACGCAGAAUUUCUGGAGAUUUUAGCAUUCAGUAAAUGGGUUGGGGAUAAUAUUCCUAUUAAGCAAGUGAUUAUCUCGCUAAUCUGGUCCGGCUCCAAUGGCUGUGACUCUGCUACUUUGAACUUCAAAUGUUGUGACACAUUCUUCGUUCUGCUACCUUUAGGCAAGCACACAAGACCCCUUGAGAAGUCGGAUCUAAUCUUCUUGUGCAUGCUGCGUCCUCUAACCUUUGACAUCCAAAAGCAAGAACUGGAGAUCAAGGCGGCCAAGUGGAUUCCACUUGAGGAGUUUGCAGCUCAACCAGUCACCCAGAAACAUGAGCUCUUCAAGUACAUUCGUGAACUUUGCUCGGCAAAGUUAGACAGAGAAUAUGCUGGAUUUUCUCCACUGCCUAUAACAUCAGUUUUUGACCAUAAGUUGAGUUAUUUGUAUGUAAAUAGGCAGGAUAAGCAGUGCCUAUGUUCUUCUGAUCAGUGAUAGAUGCUUUGAUAAUUUUCUGUAACCUCUGAUCAGUCAUAGAUGCUUCAAUAAUUUUUGAUAAUUUAUAAUCUCUCUGUGUACGUUGCUCUAUUUUUGUUUUAUGUUUGUCACGUUUCUAGACACAGCACUCAUAGAACUCGCUUGGUCGCUAGGAUUUGAUGGGAAUAGAUAACUAUAUUCAAAGUGAAAGUGGAAUAGGAAUUGAUACAUUCAAUCCAAUUCAGGAGACCAAAUGAAGAGUGAAGACAGAUAAUGAUGUAUAACACAAGUUAACAUGGUUUACUUACGGUGUUGGGAUCCUCCUCUGUAUGUGUCUAGAAACUUUAAAACACAAUGAGAUUGACGUUAUUUACAAUUUUGCCAUUUUUCACAAGAUAUUUUUUUUAGUGACUUAUCUGCAUAUCAUACAUUUAUUUAUUAACAUACUUAGGUGGGUAAAAUAUCAACAUUAUGGCUCAUUCAUGCUAUAACAUGAGUAUAUUAAUAAUUGUGAAUCGCACAUAAAGUUCCUUCUCUACAGCUAUAAGCACUAGCCCUAGUUC